This is a messenger RNA of Brassica rapa (field mustard), 9508 nucleotides long. RefSeq names its product CDPK-related kinase 6. Gene Ontology annotation, molecular function: ATP binding; protein kinase activity. Gene Ontology annotation, biological process: protein phosphorylation. Lineage: Eukaryota; Viridiplantae; Streptophyta; Magnoliopsida; Brassicales; Brassicaceae. The record is from RefSeq and is a predicted model, not a curated record.
UACUACGAAAAAAAAAGCACCUGCCUCAGCCGUGGCUAGGUUCCGGCCACGAAGCGUACCAAUGCAGACAUCAAACCAGACCAGUUUAGAUAACGACGAACCAAAAUUAUAUUUGGUUAGAAAGUGAUUGUAAUUUCAUAACGACAAUCUGCAAUCGCAUGGUUACUUUUGGUACGACAAGAAAACCGUGCUCAUGAGGUUCUGCAAUACUAAAUUAGCCAAUCGGUCAGGCAAUUGAUCCGGAUUGACGAUCAAAGAUAGUUUAUUUUAUAUUAUAUGUAUUAAUUUGACCCAAGUUGUUUCUCUUUUUUUGUGAGAGCACCAACCAAUUACCAAAUUAGACUUCUUCAAUGCUCAAACAGCGUGACUAUUUCGAUGUCAAACAUAUUCUAACAUCCACAAUUUUGUACCAAAUGGACUUAACCGGUUGUAUUUGAGUGGAUUAGUAGGUAGCCGUAUUCAUUUGUUUUCCAUUUUCACAUGUACACUAUCUGAAAGUGAAAGUUAGUAAGUCUUGGUUCAUGAUUAUCAAAAAAACACAUAUUGUCCCUCACACACAUUUAUUUAUAAUAUACAAUGUAGUAAAUAAUACGUUAUUACAUAAACCUUUAUAUUCCACAAAAGUUUAAAAUUGUGCCCAGGGUCAAACAAUUGUCAAACUAAUAUCUUUUAGCAAAAAAAAAAAGUCAAACUACAGUAUGUUGGUAAAUUAUAAAUAGUAUAUAGAAUAAAAAUGAAUGAGAUAAAAUAAAUAAAAAUAUAAAAAUGAAAUAUUUCUUCAUAUUUCUUCUUCAUCGAAAUUGCAGUGAACCAUUUUGGAUUUUGUUUAUUUUUUUACAAUUGACAAGUUGCAAAAAAAUUCCUUGAAUUAAUGUAAUAAACUAUUUUACAUCAUAUUAUUCCAUAAAAUGAUAGUUCCAUAAAAGGAUUUUAAUACUAUAAUCAUUUGUUAAAUCCCUCCCAAAAAUCAUGUGACUGGCAAAUAAACAUUUUUAGUUAAAAACUGCCAAAGACAUUUGUGAUUUUGUAUUUAAACAUUUUUGUUCUUAUAAAUAGUUAUCUACUACUAAUUUCGAUACUAUCAAUGUCUAACACCACUAUAACGCUUAUUUUGUGUUGUCCUUUCGUUACUUAAUUACAGCAGGAAAUUUCAGAAGGCAACACAGAAAGUAAAUCAUAAUUGUCACUCACACGUAACAUGGCUGUCGUAGGAGUCACGUUUCCUCCGCUGUCGUUUUAGCAAACCACCGGCAUUCAACGCCUUCUCUUCCGUUAUUUUUUAAUUUUAAAAUCUCCAACUCCCUUUUUAUUUUAUUUUUUAUUUUCCGAUUUAAUUAAUUUUCAAUCAUCGCCUUGUUUUUUCCUUUUUCUGUUGAUCUCUUUAAAGCUUACUCUUCAACUUCUUCUCCUCACCGUCCGAUGCUUUGACUUUUUAAACCGAUCAUAGUACUUUGACUUCAGCGUUCCGGCAACGAUGGGUCACUGUUACAGCCGGAACAUUUCCACCGUCGAAGAUAACGACGGAGAUAUCCCUGCCGGAGCCGCGCAGCUUCCGAAUCAUACUGAUAACAACCGCCGGACUUCAAUUCCCAAUUCUCCGGCUGCGUCCUCCUCUUCCGAAGUCAACCCUUACACCAUCAGCCCAUUUCAAAGCCCGUUGCCGGCGGGAGUAGCUCCGUCACCGGCGAGAACUCCGGGAAGAAAGUUCAAAUGGCCGUUCCCGCCUCCUUCGCCUGCGAAACCGAUCAUGGCGGCUCUGAGACGGAGAAGAGGUACGGCUCCGCAGCCUCGAGACGGUCCGAUCCCUGAGGAGAGUGAAGAAGUCGAUGAUCACGGAAGAGGCGGCGGAAGCGGAGGCGGAGAGAGGUUAGAUAAGAACUUCGGAUUCUCGAAGAACUUCGAAGGGAAGUAUGAGCUCGGGAAAGAGGUUGGUCGAGGGCAUUUUGGUCAUACUUGUUGGGCUAAAGCCAAGAAAGGCAAGAUCAAAGGACAAACCGUAGCUGUCAAGAUCAUUGCUAAAGCCAAGAUGACAUCAGCUCUAUCCGUAGAAGAUGUUCGUCGAGAGGUGAAACUGCUGAAAGCUCUGUCUGGGCAUAGACAUAUGGUUAAGUUCUACGAUGUGUUUGAGGAUGCGGAGAAUGUCUUUGUUGUUAUGGAGUUAUGUGAAGGUGGAGAGCUAUUGGAUAGAAUUUUGGCGAGAGGUGGUCGGUAUCCAGAGGCAGAUGCUAAGCGUAUCCUUGUUCAGAUUCUAUCUGCAACUGCUUUUUUCCAUCUUCAAGGUGUGGUGCACCGUGACCUGAAGCCAGAGAAUUUUCUCUUUACUAGCAAAAACGAGGAUGCAGUACUCAAGGUCAUAGACUUUGGCUUAUCUGAUUUCUCCAGAUUCGAUCAGCGUCUGAACGAUGUGGUAGGAAGUGCAUACUAUGUUGCACCUGAAGUACUCCACAGAAAUUACAGCACUGAAGCAGAUAUAUGGAGCAUCGGUGUCAUAUCGUACAUACUACUCUGUGGGAGUAGACCUUUUUACGGACGAACCGAGUCUGCUAUUUUCCGCUGUGUGCUUAGAGCGAACCCUAACUUCGAAGACUUGCCGUGGCCUUCUAUAUCUCCUAUUGCUAAAGAAUUUGUGAAAAGGCUUCUUAAUAAAGACCAUAGGAAAAGAAUGACGGCUGCUCAAGCUUUAGCUCAUCCAUGGCUUCGAGAUGAAAACCCUGGUUUGCUUCUUGAUUUUUCGAUAUACAAAUUGGUGAAGUCUUAUAUCCGUGCUUCACCUUUCAGAAGAGCAGCACUUAAGUCUCUAUCCAAAGCUAUACCAGAAGAAGAACUCGUGUUCCUUAAAGCACAGUUCAUGCUCCUGGAACCAGAAGAUGGAGCCUUGUAUCUUCGCAAUUUCACUACGGCUUUGACAAGAUAUGCUACGGAUGCUAUGAUCGAAUCUAGGCUUCCUGACAUUUUAAACUUGAUGCAACCCUUAGCACAUAGGAAACUUGAUUUUGAAGAGUUUUGUGCGGCUGCGGUUAGCGUUUAUCAACUAGAGGCUCUUGAAGAAUGGGAACAGAUCGCAACUAUAGCGUUUGACGACUUCGAACGUGAAGGAAGCCGAGCCAUCUCUGUCCAAGAACUCGCUGAGGAGAUGAGUUUGGGACCAAAUGCGCAUCCUCUGCUCAAGGAUUGGAUCCGGAGUUCUGAUGGAAAGCUGAGUUUCUUGGGAUAUGCAAAGUUCUUGCACGGUGUGACUGUUCGAAGCUCGAGCUCGAGACCUAUUAGGUGACUUCUAACUUUGCAAAUUCAAACCUAAUCAUACUCUGUCGUUUCAAGACAAAACACACCUGAACUGGAAACAAAGGUACCUACCUCUAUUGUAUUGAGCAUUUUGUUUUCCAAGAGGAAACAUUCCAAAAUCAAAAACCAAACAAACAAAAGAAGAAUUUUUUUUUUUUUUGUAAGUUAUUUUUCUCAUCUUUAAUUUCCGGAUUGUAUAGAUUAUAGAAAGAACUGGAUGGGUUGUUGUUGUUCGGUUCUGGUUUCCUUGGUAUUGGAGGUGUAAUAAAUCAACCAUUUUCGAUACAAUACAACUUUUACACUAUACACACAUUGGAAACUUAACUACCAUCACUAUUCUCGACAAAACACACACACUAUCCUCAUAUUAGUGUAGAUGCUCUAUACUAAUCUAUGUAGCGGUUGUAAACUGUAUAGAGUCAAAGUUGAGUUGCAUAAGUUAGAUAAUGUAAACAAAGUGAUAUUGGGAAGAAAAAAGAAGUUAAAACACACCGUUUUGGUUUUGGCUAUUUUUUGAUCGGUCUAGGAUUUUGAGGUUUCGUUUUUGGCAAGGCUUCCUGCCGUUGCCGGCAAGACUUUCCGGUGAAUUCGAUGGCAAGUUUGGAGGCCCUAAGGGAGGACUUGGUGACGGUUCAGUCGGUGCAAGUUACAAAGCCUACUUAGAGUUGAGUUUCUGUAGCACAGGAUAAUUAGAGUUUAAAGAAGUGUGAAAUUGAUGUGUGAACGAAGGAUUAAUUACAUUUUGUGGAAAUCUCAGAUGAAGUGAGGAUUUUUUGGUUGGAAAACUUUUGGACUCAGUUCCCCACGUAGCAAAAAUCCAUAUGAUCCUAAAUAAGAUUUGGAGUUAUGGUGAUUUUUCAUAAAAAAACAAGAGGUAUUUGAAGUCAAUUCUACUACGAUAAAAUUUAAGGUCAAAAACCCAAAAUCUCGUGAGCGUAUCGUGAAAAGAGGUAUGUAGAAUAUUACGGGUGUGCCAAUGGUGGUAACUAAAUGGAUGCCUAAAGCGGAAGAUGAGAAGUAUGAAGAAGACUCAAUCCCCACGUCAAAAAUGUACCACUUCACAUGUUUUCAUGGUAAGGUCUCAGUUUUGUCACAAGUCUUGUAUGUUUUUCAGUGAGACUUCAUCUUGAUACGAUAGCUUGUUCAUCCUUUGAGGAAGCAAAAGUGUUCGUGAAUGUUGAUGUUACUAAGGCCCUUCCUAGAGUAAUCAUGUUUAAGAAAAAUGGGAAAGAAUUCACUGCUGAGUUUAUCUAUCUAUGGCUGCCAUCGAGGUGUAGUUUGUGUGAUAAAUGGGGACAUAAGGAGGAAGUACGUGUGAUUAAAAAGAAAGAAACAGAGGAAACAAGGGAGGUAACUACGCCUAAGAGUCAAAACAACUGUGGCAGUAGAGAAAAAAAGAGAAGUGCAAGAUGAUGCAGACACUUGAGAAAGUGACAUUGAAGAGCUGGAGAGGCAAGGAAAGUCAAUGAUCGAAGAAAAUGAUCAGGAAAGUAAUAAAAAAGAGAAGAGGUAAAUGAGAAUUGGCUGAAUGUUUUGCCUGGAAAGGUUGGACGUUCUCCAUUGCGCUAUACUGCGGAGAAACAAACAGAUUUAAUCAUCUCAGCUUUAAAAUUCUCUGUUCUCAUUCUAGAUGAAGAGGAAGAAGGAGAAAUUCAAGAGGAGAAGAUAUAUAAUAAAGAGACAGUAGUAUCUGAGACAAAUCUCUCUAACACAGAGUUACAAACAUUCAAAUAAAGGAGUUGGGGAACAUGUCCAUGACUGAUGCAGUUCAUAAUGAACUGCCACCACGUGAGUCUAGGAAAAAAAAAACAAAGGCUAUGGAGAACACAGCUCAGCUAUCAGGUGCAAACCCGGUGGCAAUGAGUACUAGGUCCUCCUCUCGCAAAAAUCUUUAAUGUCAAGUUUCUUUUGGAAUGUUCGUGGUUUCAACAAACAUCUUAAACAUUCAGUUGUAAAAGAGUAGACACAAGGUAAAUAUAUGUUGUUUGGUUGUCUAUUGGAGACAAGGGUAAAUGAGGGUAAAUCAGUAGGGAUUAUUAAAUCGGUUUUCAGGGAUUGGUCUUCAGUGGUCAAUUAUGAACACAAUCAAGGAGGGAGAGUAUGGGUUCUGUGAAGGGAUACAGUCCAUAUGAAUCCAGUAUAUAAGUCAGGCCAACUGAUUACUUGCUUAGUAUGUUUAAAGAAUGAAGAGGAGUCUUUUGCACCUUUGUGUAUGCAAGUAAUGGAGUUGAGGAGAGAAAGAUGCUAUGAGAGGAUUUAUAAUCAUUAAAGCUCCCCUCUCUUUCAGAACAUAGCUUGGAUGCUAAUGGAUGACUUUAAUGAGAUUUUGGAUGGUGAAGAACACUCUGGCUACUCCCAAGAUCCUAUUCUGCCUAUUGGUAUGAAGAACUUUCAAAUGGUGGCUCGAUAUUGCUCUUUCACUGAUAUGAGUUGUUAUCAAGGACCUCUAUUUACGUGGUGCAACAAAAGAGAUGAAGGAAUAAUUUGCAAAAAUCUGGAUAGAGUUCUAUUAAAUGAUGUGGCAUAGAUCAAAUUCGCUAAUGCUUACUUUGUCUUUGAGGCUGGGGGCUGCUCUGACCAUAUGAGAUGCAGAGUCAAACUCAUCCCAGGAACAACCAAGAUUAAACGUCCGUUCAAAUAUGUAAAUGCCAUUGGUAAGCUACCAAGUUUUCUUCCCAUAAUGGAUGAAUAUUGGUCUUCCAGAGAAAAGCUCUGCCAUUCAACUUCUGCCAUGUUUAGAUUCUCGAAAAAACUCAAGGCCUUGAAACCUUUGAUAAGUGAUAUUGGUCGACAGCAGUUGGGGGAUUUAUCAAAGAGAGCUAGAGAAGCCUAUCAACUUCUGUGUGAGAAAGAAAAGAAAACAUUAACUACUUCAUCGCAAGAUGAUAUGUAGGACGAAGUAGAGGCGUAUGAAAAUUGGUUAAAGGUUGCUAGUCUAGAAGAGGAUUUUCUCAAACAGAGAUCAAAACUUCAUUGGUUAGACGUGGGAGAUCAGAAUAACAAGACAUUCCAUAACUCAGUCAGAACUCGCCAAGCUCAGAACAUGAUCAGUGAAGUCACGUGCUCAUGACUUCAGUACUGUUGUUCAGUCGGUUUUUCAGAUGGAUUUUAGCCUAAAGGAAUCAACUCUACCAUUCUUGCGUUUAUUCAAAAGAAGACGGAAGCACCAUGUAUGGAAGACUAUCGCUCGAUUGCAUGCUGCAAUAUGUUGUACAAAGUGGUGUCCAAAAUUAUUGCUAAUAGGCUCAAAGUGGUGCUCUCGAGUAUGAUCACUGAGAACCAAUAUGCGUUUAUCAAGGAAAGACUCUUGAUGGAAAAUUUCCUACUGCCACUGAACUGGUUAAGGAUUACCACAAAGCUGAUAUCAGUCCAAGAUGCCCUAUGAAGAUCGACAUUUCAAAGGCUUUUGACUCUAUUCAAUGGGAUUUUGUACUGAAAAGUCUAAAGGUUAUGGGAUUUCCUGAAGUGUUCAUUCACUGGAACAGGUUAUGCAUUACUACGCCUUCCUUCUCAGUUCAGGUCAAUGGGGAGCUAGCUGGUCGGGGAUUACGAAAAGGUUGCUCACUCUCCCCAUACUUGUUUGUGCUAUGUAUGAAUGUCUCACUAAAACUCGACAAAGCAGUGGAGGAUCGGAAAUUUCAGUACCACCCAAGGUGUAAGUCCCUAUACCUUACUCAUUUAUGCUUCGCGGAUGACUUGAUGGUCUUUGUAGAGGGGUCGAAACAUUCAAUAGAGGGUGCUAUAUCUGUCUUUUAUGAGUUCGCCACUUGGUUUGGUCUGAGUAUCAUCAUUGAGAAAUCGACAGUUUAUAUGGCGGGUGUCCCAGAACAUACACGCAUCUCUAUCUUAGAGAAAUUCCCAUUCGCAGAGGAUGAGCUCCAUGUGAGAUAUCUUGGCUUACCGCUGAUGACGAAGAGGACGACGUACCAUGACUAUCUUCCACUGAUAGAAAGUAUACGAUCUCGUAUAAGCCCAUGGACUACUCGAUGCCUUUCAUAUGCAGAACGACUACAAUUGAUCCACUCUAAACUAAUGAGUAUAAUCAACUUCUGGUCGUCAGCCUAUAGACUUCCUGGAAAAUGUUUAAAAGAGAUAGAGUGUCUAUGCUCUGCUUUUCUCUGGACAUGACCGGAGUUACAGACUUCAGGUGAAAUGGUGGCGUGGAAGGAGGUUUGCAAACCAAAGUGUGAGGGUGGGUUGGGACUCCGACCACUGAAAGAAAUACACGUUGUAAAUGAGUUGAAGCUCAUUUGGAGAAUACUUUCAGGAAAAUCUUUAUGGAGUAAGUGGGUUCAUAAGAAUCUGAUUAAACAGAGGAAUUUUUGGGAGUUGAAUGGUAGGAGUCAGCUGGAUUCCUGGAUGUGGAAGAAGAUUUUAACGCUUCGGGAUAGAAAUCAAAACUUCUAUAAAGUGGAGAUAGGUAAUGGAAGACACACUUUCUUCUGGUAUGAUUGCUGGUCUGAGCUAGGUGUAAUAUACAAGCUGUUAGGAGACAGAGGUGUUACUGAUAUGGGAAUCAGGAAAAGUGCAACAGUGGAAGAAGCUUUACUUACUGAUGGGAGAAGGAGACGCCAGAGAACACAUAUGCUAAACAAGGUUGAAGAAGUAUUGAGGCUAACACAUGAUCCGGAGAAAGGUGAUACUAGUCUAUGGAGAAGUAACGCUGGUUAUAAGACUCAAUUCUCUCCACAAGAGACCUGAUGUCUUAUAAGAGAGGUGAAAGAGGAAUGUAAUUGGUUCAAGGGGUAUGAUUUUCAAAAGCCACGCCCAAAUUUGCAUUUAUCACUUGGUUAGCAAUGUUGGAUCGCCUAUAAACCAUGGACAGAGUGUCGCGAUGGACAAAUGGGGUGGAUCAAGGGUGUGUUCUCUGCAACUCUUCUCCGGAGUCACGAGAUCAUCUGUUUUUUGAUUGUUCAUACUCCUCUGAAGUGUGGGAGUACCUCACCAAAGUAAUUCUAAAACGAUCCUACUCUCCUAAGUGGAUUGAAGUCAAGAAGAUUGUCUCGAACAAUAAUGUGGCAGUGGAGAAAGAUUUUAGUCUUAGAUAUGCUAUGCAAAGCGCCAUCCAUGCGUAGUGGAGGGAGAGAAAUAGAAGAAGACAUGGGGAGCCUCAUACUCAGGUCCAAGUGUUUAAGAAGAUUGUCGAGAAGAGUAUAAGAAAUAAGCUUAGCUUGAACAGCAAGAAUGGACCCAAAAAGCUUAGAGGAACUCUUUCUUUUUGAUUUGGCGGUAGAAAGUAAAAGUAAGUAUAAGAAACAGUCUAUUUAGAUACUGAAACACUUGGAUGUAAAUUUUUUUUUUGAUGAAUACCAAUUUAAUAUUCAUUAAAAAAAAGUGAUAUUAAGAAAAUUAAACAAACUGAAAACUUAGUUAACUGUUCUUUACACCGUUUAAUAAUUUUACUUCCAAAUUUCAGAUAUUUAACUAUCCACUGAAUUUUAACUUGAUUAAAAAUCACUUUACAAAUUGUGUCUAGAGGAUCAUCAUCAAUGUAUAAAUUUUGAGAAGUCAUCUCUAUUAAAUUGUCUAUGUAGAUUCAUAAUGAAAAGGAAUGGAAACUACUUACUGUAUUCCAAAAGAUAUAUUAGUGGUUCAAAAUUUAAGUGGUUUAACUUUAUUCCAGAAUGUAUUAAUUUUAGAGACAAUAUGUUGAAUAUCUCCAAUUAAGGUCCAAAUUAGCUGAAUGCCCAUAAUUAUGGAUAACCCAAAAAGGAGUAACUUUUUGAUACUGUGCAGACGAAAAUGCCCUCAUGCUUUAUAGAAAACAAGUAACUCUAGAUCUAUCAGCUAAAUAUUUACAUAGCAGUUAACAAUCUACAUACCAACUAAAAUAUCAGCUAAUAAUUUCAGUAUCAUCUAACAAUCUAUGUAUCAAACAAAUGUAUCAACUAACAAAUCAUAUAUCAGUUAAUGAAACUAUUAACAAUUAAUUAGUUAUCUAUCGAAUAGCUCUAAAUCUACUUGUAACAGCUAACACUCCAUGUAUCGAUUAAGAAUCCAUUAAAAAUCUAAAUAAUGGCAGGUAAGUAAUAAAAUACCUACUAACGUAUAUAUUAUCUAAAAGUUGAUUGUGAGUCGAAAUUAGAAACAUUGGAAUUGGAGUGAGAUAAUAAGAUUAGCAUUAUGGAUGUCAAAAGAAUCAGAAUAAAAAAAUAAAGAUUUGUGUUGAAUUAGAAGAUGAUUUGAAGAAUCUGUACGAGAGGUAAAGUGAUUAGAACACAUAAAA